Molecule: messenger RNA, 1116 nt
Organism: Phialemonium atrogriseum
Lineage: Eukaryota; Fungi; Ascomycota; Sordariomycetes; Cephalothecales; Cephalothecaceae
Exons: 1
Coding region: 157-1116 (319 amino acids)
Molecular function (GO): 4-hydroxy-tetrahydrodipicolinate synthase activity
Source: RefSeq, a predicted model, not a curated record
UAUCAGCAUCGGGUAGAUGAACCACCGAAGUCUUCCUUUUGAUUACAAGUAUUGAAUGUCGAACAUCCUGAGAUUUCAAUCCUGCAGCAAUACAGCAGCAAGCCUACCCCCUACUUACCACUCAUUUUUUCACAAGAGAGCCCACACAACACCAGAAUGGCGACAAGCAACGAGCGAGGCUUACGGCCGGGCGUGUAUGCCGCGACAAUGACAUUUUUCCAGCCGGAGACGCACGACCUUGACCUCGAGACGCAAAAGAAACACAUUGUCCGUUUGGCAGAUGCUGGUUUAUCUGGAAUCAUCGUCAUGGGCUCCAACGGCGAAGCCCCACACCUUGACCGCAAGGAGAGAGUAGAAGUCGUGAAGAGCGUCGUCGACGCCUUGAACAAUUCAGGGCACUCCGAUUUGCCCGUCGUUGUUGGUGCUUCUGCACCGUCGGUGCGAGAGACGGUUGCUUUGUGUCGCGAGGCGAAGGAAGCAGGCGGCUCACACGUGCUCAUACUACCUCCCUCGUACUUCACGGCAGCGAUGACACCGGAUACGAUAUUCGAAUUCUACAUGGAGGUUGCUGCUGGAUCUCCGCUUCCGGUUAUUCUCUACAGCUUUCCCGCCGUUACUGCUGGGAUCGAGAUGAGCUCUGACCUCCUGAUCCGCAUCUCGAAGGGCCAUCAGAACAUUGUCGGAACCAAGUUCACUUGCGGCGACACCGGAAAGCUUGCCCGAGUUGCUCGUGCUAUGGAUGCAAAGACGCCCUCCCAGCCACACAAGCCCUAUUGGGCUGUCGCUGGGCUCGCCGACUUUUCACUCCAAGCACUGGUAGGGGGAGCAUCUGGGGUCGUGGCUGGAGGAGCGAAUGUACUUCCCAAAACCAGCGCGAGGGUGUACGAACUGUAUCGACAAGGCAGAAUUGAAGAGGCUAUCAAAGUACAGUCCCUGCUGUCUGAAGGCGACUGGCCACACACGGCGGCGGGAAUUGCGGGCACCAAGGCAGUCUUGCAACAGGCUUUUGGCUACGGAGGCCCGCCAAGAUCGCCACUGCGACAGCUGUCCACCCAGGCAGCGGAUUCAGUGGCCAACGCCAUGCGGGAGGUGCUCAAAUUUGAGAAGAGCAUCUGA